GGUGCCGGCGGCAUCGCCCGGCCCGGCCCGGCCCCGGCCCGUCCCGUCAUGUCGCUGAGCCCCAAGCACACGACGCCCUUCUCGGUCACCGACAUCCUGAGCCCGAUGGAGGAGAGCUACAAGAAGUUCGGCGGCAUGGACGGGGCGGGCGGGCUGGGCGCGCCGCUCGGGCCGUACCGCCAGGCGCCCGUGCCCGCCUCGGCCGCCGCCGUCCCGCAGCACGUCCCGGCGGGCGCGGCCGCCUACCACAUGCCCCACGGCGUCUCGCAGUUCCCGCACGGCGCCGUCGGGGGCUACUGCAACGGCGGGCUGGGCAACGUGGGCGAGCUGCCCGCCUACCCCGAGGGGAUGCGGGGCGGCGCGGCGGCGGGCGGCGGCUGGUACGGGCCCGGCGGCGACCCCCGCUACUCCAGCAUCUCCAGGUUCAUGGGGCCGUCGGCGGGGAUGAACGUGGCCGGCAUGGGCGGCCUGAGCGGCAUCGCCGAGGGCGCCAAGGCCAUCGUGCCGCUGCACGCCGCGCCGCGGAGGAAGAGGAGGGUGCUCUUCUCCCAGGCGCAGGUCUACGAGCUGGAGCGGCGCUUCAAGCAGCAGAAGUACCUGUCGGCGCCGGAGCGGGAGCACCUGGCCAGCCUGAUCCACCUGACCCCCACGCAGGUGAAGAUCUGGUUCCAGAACCACCGCUACAAGAUGAAGCGCCAGGCCAAGGACAAGGCGGCCGCACAGCAGCUGCACCCCGACGGCGGCGGCGGCGGCGGUGGCGGCGGCGGCGGCCUGUGCCAGCAGCCCUCUCCGCGCCGCGUGGCCGUGCCGGUGCUGGUGAAGGACGGCAAACCGUGCCCGCCGCCGGGCAGCGGCACCCCGGGCCCCGGCCCCGCCGUCCCCGCGGCCCCCGCCGCGCACCCGCACCCCGGCUCGCUGGGGCAGGCGGCCGACCUGGAGGAGCUGUCGCCCAGCCCGCCGGCGCUGCACGGCCCCGUGGCCCCCCUGGCCCCCCUGGACUCGGCCGGCGUCGACUACAACGGCGGCAUGGUCAGCCCCACCCUGCUCUACGGCAGGACGUGGUAAUCGGUGCGCCCCGCGUGUGUCCCCCCCGAGAGCCCCGCUCCUCCGCCCGCUGCCCGCGGGCACCGCCGGCGGCCGCCCCCGCCCCGCUCCCCUCCCGGCCUCCCUUCGGGUUUUUUUUAAGUCUCUGCGGUUUUUCGGACGAGCGGCCCCGACGGCAGCGCUGGCUGUGAGGGUGAGUGAGCGUCGAUGCGUGCGAGGCUCGGUGUCCGCGUCCCGGCCCCGAGGGCUCCUCCCGACGGGGCGGGGGCAGCCGGGGCAGCUCGGGGCGAGGCUCGGGCACGGCCACAAUCCGCCCUGCGAGCCCCGUCUCCUCCCGGAGCAUCUCCGAAUUCAUCCGGCGGGGGUGGCCGCAGCGCCGCUCCGCUCCCAUCCCCGCCCGAGGUGAAUCGAGCCGCGGCUCGGCUGCGGCGGGAGAGAGAGGUUUCAGGGGAAAGCCCCGUUUUUUUCCUCGUCGUUGUUAUUCCAAAUCGUGGAGGGGGCGGAGGAGAGCCCGGGGAUUCCCGGGGCUGGACCCCGCUUCCCGCCGGGAUCGGGCCCCGCCGCCGCCGGAGCGGGGCUCGUUCAUCCCGAGGAAAUCCCUCCCGCACGUCGGGAAACGCGCCUCGGGACGCUCCGGCGAUUUUUUUUCUUUCCUUUCUUUUAUUUUUAAUUUUAAUUUUAUUUGGAAACAAUAAAAGGAAGCCUUGUUCUCA
Messenger RNA from Catharus ustulatus (Swainson's thrush), 1757 nucleotides. RefSeq names its product NK2 homeobox 4 (gene NKX2-4). The transcript has 2 exons. Gene Ontology annotation, biological process: regulation of transcription by RNA polymerase II; cell differentiation. Gene Ontology annotation, molecular function: RNA polymerase II cis-regulatory region sequence-specific DNA binding; DNA-binding transcription factor activity, RNA polymerase II-specific. The record is from RefSeq and is a predicted model, not a curated record. Bases 49 to 1065 code for a protein of 338 amino acids. Gene Ontology annotation, cellular component: nucleus. NCBI's taxonomy places the organism in Eukaryota, Metazoa, Chordata, Aves, Passeriformes, Turdidae.